AUGUCCAGCACCAACGCAAAUAUCGUCAUCGACAUCAUACUCGACCGGCAUAACACUCGCGAUGUUCUGCGUGCACUCUUGCACGCCAUUCUAUUCCAUCGCUUGUUUGGCACUGUCAAGCCCAAGACGUUCGAAGUACUGGAUGUCACACUUCCGGGUGUGGCGGAUGCAGGGAUUGAGCAACUUGUGGAGGACAAGGUUGAUGCGUUCUGGAGAGGAAUGGAGAGCGGUGCUGCGAACAAGAAGGGGAAGAUAACUGUGACUCUGUCCGAGAAACAAACGAAGAAGAACUGGAUCGGUUACCCCUAUGAGGAAGACGUGCCAUGGGAAUCAUGGGUGAUUAACGCGGAGAUCCGACAACCGAAGACGGAGUCCGAGCGAAUGAAGUUUGAACAGGAGCUUGCAUCAACUCUCACGAAGAGCGUAACGACGAUGCUCACGCAUACCGCAUCAGAGCAGGGUCGGGCGGCCGUACCACCGAUCAUGAGUUCUGAGCUCUCGCCCUUUCCGCUCAAUAUUGCCGUAUAUGUUGGAGGCGUGGAGAUGGCAUGA
Messenger RNA from Peniophora sp. CBMAI 1063, 552 nucleotides. NCBI's taxonomy places the organism in Eukaryota, Fungi, Basidiomycota, Agaricomycetes, Russulales, Peniophoraceae. The record is from the annotation of a GenBank genome assembly.